Molecule: messenger RNA, 1376 nt
Organism: Rubroshorea leprosula
Lineage: Eukaryota; Viridiplantae; Streptophyta; Magnoliopsida; Malvales; Dipterocarpaceae
Source: the annotation of a GenBank genome assembly
CUAUUCAUUAUUAAAAAUAAUCAUUUCAAAGGUAAUAAUAAUAUUCAAUCAUUCGGAAAUUUUCAAAAGGCCCAGUUUUUCUCCUCUGACCCCGCGUUUUCUCUUCCUUACGGCCAACGCCAGCUCCCUCCUGACCCUUACCUGCCUCCUCCACCACCGUCGCCGUCCCCGAGAAACCCAUCUUUUUCACUCAAACAAAGAGAAAUCCCGAGCCUCAGUGUCCUGCCUUUUCUACUUCCUUUGCCUUUUGAUUUCUGGGUUUUUGUUUUUGUUUCCCUUAUGGGAAACUGUAACGCCUGCGUUAGACCAGAGGUCGCCGCCGAUGACACGGAGCCGGCGCAAGCGAAUCAUGGGAAGAAGAAGACCAAGGAAAGAAAGUCCAACCCGUACGCCGAACAAAUUCCCUCACCAGCUCCGAUCCGUGUUCUCAAAGACGUAAUUCCACUCAGCCACCGGACUCGAAUCGGCGAUAAGUACAUCCUGGGCCGUGAGCUCGGCCGGGGCGAGUUCGGCAUCACCUAUCUCUGCACAGACCGAGAAAACCGUGAAGCUCUCGCUUGCAAAUCAAUUUCCAAGCGUAAAUUGAGGACCGCCGUCGACAUAGAGGACGUCCGCCGCGAGGUCGCGAUACUGUCAACGUUACCUGAGCACCCAAAUAUUGUGAAACUUAAAGCGACAUAUGAGGAUAACGAAAACGUUCACUUGGUGAUGGAGCUGUGCGAGGGAGGAGAGCUCUUUGACAGGAUUGUGGCCAGGGGUCAUUACAGUGAGCGAGCGGCGGCGGGUGUGGCGAGGACGGUGGCUGAGGUUGUGAAGAUGUGCCACGAGAAUGGAGUUAUGCAUAGAGACUUGAAGCCGGAGAACUUUUUGUUCGCUAAUAAGAAGGAGCAUUCGCCGUUGAAGGUGAUUGACUUCGGUUUGUCUGUGUUCUUCAAGCCUGGGGAGAGAUUUUCAGAGAUCGUGGGGAGUCCAUAUUAUAUGGCACCGGAAGUGCUGAAGCGAAAUUACGGCCCGGAGGUUGAUAUUUGGAGUGCCGGAGUAAUACUUUACAUUCUAUUAUGUGGUGUUCCACCAUUUUGGGCAGAGACCGAGCAGGGUGUGGCUCUAGCAAUUUUGAGAGGGGUGAUUGAUUUCAAGAGGGAACCAUGGCCUCAGAUCUCAGAAAGCGCCAAGAGUCUUGUUCGGCAGAUGUUGGAGCCAGAUCCCAAAAGGAGAUUGACUGCUCACCAGGUGCUUGGUAAGUGCUUUUACUAGUUUUUUUGAUGUUGCUGAUUCUUUUUUUAACAGGGUAAUAUGUUGGGGACUCCAACAUGAGUCGGGUUGUGUUGGGUUAAGAACUGUUGGAAUUUUAUCCCAAAUAAAAUUGUUUGAUCAAG